UCUGGUCAUAUGGCUUCAACUGAGAUGGUGACUGUGUUAGAAGAAUGUCGAGUCUCUCCACCUUCUAGUACUGCUGUUGAUGAGAAAUCUCUUCCUCUCACCUUCUUUGAUAUCCCAUGGAUACAUCAGCAUUUGGUUCAAAGCGUCUUCUUUUAUGAAUAUCCUCAUCCUAAGACUCACUUCAUAGAGACCACCAUCCCUGCCCUCAAACACUCACUGUCCCUCACUCUCAAACACUUUUAUCCCUUUGCAGGGAAUUUACUAUUUCCUCCAAAUCUUGGAAAGCCUCAAAUUCAUUACGCAGAUGGUGAUUCAGUUUCAUUAACCUUUGUUGAGUCUAGUGAUGAUUUUUCUUAUCUUACUGCAAAUCACCAGCGAGAUGUUGCUCGACUUCAUCCUCUUAUACCCCAAAUGCCACCAGUGUCUGUAUCAAAUGACACCUUAGUAGCACCUCUUGUGGCUAUUCAAGUGACUCUUUUUCCAAACUCAGGCAUUUCUUUUGGGUUCACUACGAACCAUGUUGUUGCAGAUGGUAAUACCUUUAUUCGGUUUGUAAGGCUAUGGGCUUCUAUUAAUAAAUUAGGUGAAGAAAGCAUGACCUUAGAGGGUGCAAUCCUUCCAUUCUAUGACAGAACCAUGGUAAAAGACUCGAACGGGGUAGGCUCAAUUUUUUGGCAGCAUAUGGGGAAAAAAAAAUUCGGAGGAUACCAACCUCAGCUCCCUACCAAUAACGUCCUAGGCACAUUUUUAUUAAGCCAAGCCCAUCUUCAGCGACUCAAAAGAUGGGUGAUGGUCCAAUGCCCAAAACUCCCCCACGUAUCAAGUUUAACCGUGGCGUGUAGUUAUACUUGGGCUUGCGUGGCCAAAGCUCGGGCGAGGUCGAGUGACGAAGUGGAUGAGAACGAACUACAACACUUUGUUUUUCCAGUAGAUUGUCGAGCCCGUUUGAACCCACCUUUACCUGAAAACUAUUUUGGUAAUUGCUUAGCACCAUGUUUUGUGGCCAUCAAAAGUACACAACUAAUAGAUGAUGAAGAUGGUUUUGUUGCUGCGGUCAAUGCUAUGGGAGAAGCUCUAGGAAAAACGCUUCAAAAUGAGGAAGGAGUUCUGAGAGGUGCAGAGAAAUGGUUGUCAGAUUUGGAAUCUCUAAACAAAGAGCGAACCCUUGGGGCGUCUGCAUCACCAAAGUUUGCAGUUUACAAUAUAGAUUUUGGUUUCGGCCGAUUACAAAAGAGAGAAAUGAUAUCGAUAGAUGAAACAAACAGUAUUUCGCUUCAUGAAGGAAAAACUAAUAUGGGAGAUAUUGAGGUUGGGGUGGCAUUACCUAAGAUGACGAUGGAUGUUUUCGCCUCUAUUUUUGCCAAUGGUCUCAAAGUCUAUGAUUAGAAAAAGAAAUUAAAGUGUUUCUUUGUUUCCUAGUAAAUUUGUUUUGGUCAUUUUACAAAAUAGUGCUGCAUUCAAUUCCAUCACUAUUUGAGACAAGUUUUUGCCUAA
Molecule: messenger RNA, 1494 nt
Organism: Vitis vinifera (wine grape)
Lineage: Eukaryota; Viridiplantae; Streptophyta; Magnoliopsida; Vitales; Vitaceae
Product: anthocyanin 5-aromatic acyltransferase
Exons: 1
Coding region: 10-1386 (458 amino acids)
Source: RefSeq, a predicted model, not a curated record